Molecule: messenger RNA, 1836 nt
Organism: Stomoxys calcitrans (stable fly)
Lineage: Eukaryota; Metazoa; Arthropoda; Insecta; Diptera; Muscidae
Product: alpha/beta hydrolase domain-containing protein 17B
Exons: 6
Coding region: 191-1051 (286 amino acids)
Biological process (GO): protein depalmitoylation
Cellular component (GO): endosome membrane; plasma membrane
Molecular function (GO): palmitoyl-(protein) hydrolase activity
Source: RefSeq, a predicted model, not a curated record
AAACCUGAUUGCUAAAGAUUAUUCCAAUACCUAUUUUUCAUCACUUGCACAUGCAGUUAAUAUAAACAAGUCAAUUUAUGCCCUUCACAAGGACUUUUAUUCUGCUCGGUGCCACUAUUAACCAAACGUUGCAAGGGAGAUAUAGGAUAUAGAAUAUCUCUUUGUUUCUUGGAUUUUGUAUACCAGUGAUAUGUUCAGUAUAAGCGAACUUUGUUGCAUGUUUUGUUGUCCUCCCUGCCCUGGGCCUAUUGCAGCUAAAUUAGCUUUUCAACCUCCUGAUCCAACAUACAAAUUAACACCCGCAGAUGACAAUAAUGUGAAAUAUAACUUGCAUUUUUAUGAUAGAGCUGAAUGGCAAUAUUCUGAAAGAGAUAAAUCAAAAGUGGAAGCAUUUUUUACACGUACAUCGCGUGGCAAUAACAUUACAUGUAUAUAUGUUCGCUGUAGUAAAAAUGCGAAAUAUACCUUGCUCUUCUCCCAUGGUAAUGCUGUUGACUUGGGACAGAUGAGUAGUUUUUAUAUAUCAUUAGGAUCCCAACUUAAUUGUAACAUUUUUGGGUACGAUUAUUCUGGAUAUGGCAUGAGUGGUGGAAAACCAUCCGAAAAAAAUUUGUACGCCGACAUUGAAGCAGCCUGGCAAGCCUUGAGGUCAAGGUUCAACAUUAAUCCAGAAUCUAUUAUUCUUUAUGGCCAAAGCAUUGGUACCGUUCCUACUGUGGAUUUAGCCACAAAGCAUGAGGUGGGAGCUGUAAUACUUCAUUCUCCUUUAAUGUCUGGGCUAAGAGUUGUUUUCCGGAACACAAAAAGAACAUGGUUUUUCGACGCUUUUCCAAGUAUCGAUAAAGUGUCCAAAGUUAAAUCACCUGUUUUGGUGAUUCAUGGAACAGAAGAUGAAGUAAUUGACUUUUCCCACGGUAUCGGUAUUUAUGAGAGAUGCACGAAAGCUGUUGAACCGCUAUGGGUAGAGGGCGCUGGUCAUAAUGAUGUCGAACUUCACCCCCAAUACUUUGAAAGACUAAAAAAGUUCUUAUCCGUUGAAUUAGUAAAAUGACAAUUAAAUUAUUGUCCAGAUGAAGCGGGUAGAACAACGAUAACAUCAAAAAUGCCAAAUUGUGAAACAUUUACAUCUCCUGAAAAAUAUGUACAGCAUUUCUCCUCUACACCACAUUCGAAAAUGGAUGAAGGUAGUCCUAGCAAAGCAGUUAUGCAUCCGGAAACUAAUGUUGCUUCUUUCUCCAGUUCAGUUUCAACCAAAUUGACUACCGAAAAUCUUCUAUAGCGUAAAGUUACCGGCAAACUGGCCUCAUCACAUUCAAUUGAAGCAUCUGAUUACGCAAAGCCAAAGCAUAUAAUUAUUAAUAAGUAUUUGCUAUCAUAUAUAUCAGAAGCAUCUCCAUUGCCGAUGCUAACGAUUUCUCACCAUUAUUACCAGAUUUUGCUGUUUUCGUUUAAGCUCCAAAAAUAUGACGACUCGGUAAUGAUGUACAUUGGGUACAUUUACAAUCAUAUUAUACGACAUUCCAAGAAUCGACAUCAAAAUGUAAACCUACUUUUUCUUUUAUGCAUCUUCGAGGUAUCCGAUUUCACAACAAAGCUUAAACAAAUGGAUUCAUGGUCAUACGUGGAUAAAAACAGAAAACGCAAAUUUUCAGCAUUUACAAAAUAUUCAUUGGAGGUACAAAACUCUAACAACCAGCCAUAUUCACAAAACAUUAAAACUUCAAAAAUUUAUUUCGUUUUAUUGAAUGGUAGGACAAAGUUUCAUAAAUGUCUCACAUACUCAACAAUAUACAGUAAUAAACAGACCGUAAUUUAUAGUGAUAGUUUAUCGCAGAA